This is a messenger RNA of Diversispora eburnea, 432 nucleotides long. NCBI's taxonomy places the organism in Eukaryota, Fungi, Glomeromycota, Glomeromycetes, Diversisporales, Diversisporaceae. The record is from the annotation of a GenBank genome assembly.
AUGACAGUUGAGACAAAAUUAACAGAUUUCAGGACAGCAACCAUAACACAACAUUGGAAUGAUCCUCCACAAAAAAUAUUUUUUAAACCUGAUGAUGGUUAUGAUCGAUUAGACUCUUAUCAAAUUCGUUCAAUAUUAGAAAAAAUAUUGGAAAAUUGUAAAAAUCAUUCCAUGGUAUCUGAUAGACGAAUGGUGACAGAUAGUGAAAAAAGAUUAGCAUUAUUAUUUGAAAGAUUAGAAAAGGAACAAAUAUCUGAAUCUGUUCUUGGGCGAUUAUGUAAAAUGUGUGAAUAUGUCAAAGAAAAUGACUUUAUCAAUGCAUUAACAAUUCAUAGUAAUCUUAUGACUACCGAUUUUGGAAAUGAAGGAAAAUGGUUAUUGGGUCUUAAAAGAUUAUUGGAUUUGUGUAAAAAGAAAUUAGAAUCGAAAUAA